AUGAGUGAUGAAGAUGAUGAUAUAAUGGAGGUCCAACAACAACAGCAGGGACCUCAACUUCAACAACAACAACAUAAUCAACUACCAGUGUUCCCUCCACAGCAGCACCCUCAGCAGCCACAGCAGCAACAACAACUUAAUCAACAUCUCCAAAAUCUUCAACACUUUCAUCAACAACAACAACAUCAGAAUGUAGUUGAUAGGAAGAGAAAGGAAGAGGAGAUGGAUGAUGGGGAGCAAGAUGAACCAGAGUUUGUCGAGAGCGAUGAUGAGGACUAUAUCGAGGAUGUUGAGUACAUCAACAAUAACAACAACAAUCAAGAGUUGGGCGCCGGCGGAAGAGCAAUGAUGAUGGAGGGUCAUCCAAUCCAAAUGAUGCAGCGUCACCAUCACCUGCACAGACAGGAGGUUCAACAGAGGAAGCAACAGAAGCAGCAUCUGGGCCACCAGAGACACCAGCCCGACAUCUUUGACGAGGAGGCAAUGGACAGGAAGGGCGCUCCAAAGGCCCAAAACAGGGCCGCUCGACGAGCAACUCGUGGUCACCCCCUGAUGGUGCCCCAGAGGCGUGGUGGCAGAGACGGUGCUCAUUUCCCACUGGACGCCCCAGACGAUGGCCCUGGCUAUCUUGACUUGCCACAUGAGCGACCGGAGCGAGGCUUCCCCAACAAGAAGAUCCUCAUGGCUGAGUGGAGUGAGAUUAGGAACAUCGUACUGGUACAGCCACAGGCGCAAGAGCAACCAGGUGUGCCUGCACAGAUUCGUGGUCCACCAGUUGAUCUCGCUCAAUUACUCUAUUCCCAGAACAACAACAACAACAACAAUAUUAUCGAUCUGACCGAUGAUGUUGGCAACAACAACAACAACCAAUACCUUGGUGGCAACAACAACUAUAAUGGCAACAUCAAGUUCAGCACAUCCUUCUCAGUCAUCGACACCAAACAACAGAACCACUACAGGUUUAACAUUAAUUUGAUAAACAGUGGCGAUUGUCUGGUCAAGGUGCAGGACAACAACAACAACAACAUGGUGGAGGCAUUCUGCAAGAGCUGCAUGGACUGCAGCAUCAACAACAUCGACGGCGUUGUCAUUUUGCCCACCGAUCAACACCAGGACAACUUAGAGCGUCUGCUCGCCUCCAUUCCACACAUUGAUCGAUUCUUUGAAUGUGGCGUGCGACUGGCCGUCGUCAUCACGCAACAGGGCGAGUCACGCGAGGUCUGGGAGAACAGAUGCCGAGCAAUGAAGGAGCAGGUUUCUGCAGCCAAGGACAACAACCAGUCCAAGAUCAGGAAUGUGGAGUUCCUGUUCCUGGCCGCAGGCGUGGAGAGGAUGCCAGCGCAAGUCGCUACAAACGUCCAGGAGUUCCUUUGCCAGCCAAAGGACUCCAGGUCGCUGCAAGCAUUCCUUGCACCAUGGGGACUUCCUGUUGUUGGCGCGCAACAACAACAGCCCCAUCAUCAGGAUAAUCAGCAACCUCAACAACAACCACAGCCACAACAACCACAACCACAACCACAACAACGUCAACAACCAAGACAGCAUCGUCAACAACAGCGUCAACCCCGUGAUGCAGAGAUGGGAGUGGACAACGACGAAGUCAAUGACAACAAUAACAAUAACAACAACAACAACAACAACAUGGUUGGAGGACCAGAACGAGGUGGUAUGCAUCGUGAUAUGGAUGCAGCACCGAUCAGAGAUGUGGUGGCACCAGACGUACAGCAACAACAAGAGAUAACCGUGCAGAUCGUCACGUUCUCCCUUCCAAACAAGCCGCUCUAUCAAGAGGGUCUGUUGUAUGGCUCGUUCAACUUUGCCCAGGAGACGAUAUCGUGGCACCUGGCCAAGAAGGACAGGGUCAUCAAGUACGCCUUCAACGAUAUGAAGAGUGUCGAGGUGUUCAAGGGCCACCGCGGCGUCGAGCUGGUGUUUGUGCUGCAGCCAAGUCCGCCAGAGCACGAAGCCUUCAUGACAACGAUGACGACCAUCACCAAGCACUCUGUUCACAUCAUGGACGACGACUGGAAGGUCUUUACCAACAAGCUGAAAGACACGCCUUUCAAUGUGAUGCUGGAGGAGCUGCAGCGCAAUCUUGCGGCCAAGGGCAAGUUCCACACCAAGGUGAUCUGGGAUCGCUCGCAGCACACCUUCCUGCCCACCAUGGACUUUGUGCCAAUGGUCAAGUCAUUCAUCGAGCGCACUGAGUUUGACGACAAGCUCAAGAACUUCUUCAUUCAGAAUCUAAUCAACAACUACAACUCGCGCGAGAACGAUGAGUCCAUGGCCUACCUCACAUCAGAUGACCUCCAUCAGAAGUUAUCCAACAACAAGACAUUCCCAUUAUUUGCUUUCUAUAUCCUCAUGAGGAUUGACAAUAUGUUGAAUGAUGGAAUCAAACAUAAGGACACAAUCUUUCAAACAAUGUUUAUGGAGUUGCUCAAUGUUGGUGGAAUGAUGAUGUUGCACUCUGACCUCAAUGAGGUGUACAUUCGCUUCUUGGACAGGAAUUAUGACGACUUGAAGAUCAGCGUCGGCAUGCUCACAUACUUUGGCAUCAGCUACUUUGACUUUGAGGCUGCUGACCAGGGUCCCGAGGACGACAGAUUCCUCCACAAGAUUAUCGCAUUCGCCGACAAGAACAACACCUUGGACACAGACAACACCUUCACCGUCUACAAGCGUCUGCGCUCCAAGAAGCUAUUCUUGGAGACACUCACCAUUCACUCUGGUAUCAUGGAUAAGGAGAUCCAAGACAAUCAAUCAUUCAAGCGCAUCUACAAGUUGUUGACCAAGUUUGUUAAGGUUACACCACUAAUCUACAAAGACUUUGGCAAGAUUGUCAUGUCGUUGGAACCAAAUGAGGAUAUAUCGCCAGAGAUGAUCAUUCACAGGUUUAUGUUGGCGUAUGAACUGAGCUUAUUUGACAACACGCCAAGAAUCUCUUACGGCAAGUUGUUCUUCUUGGGCCUCUGUGUCGAGAGGAAUAGUUUCAUCAAGGAGUUCUACGCACCCAAGAAGAAGGCGGUCACUGCCAACAUCCAGUUGUACAUUGAAAAUGAGAUCAAGAGGAACAGGGACUUAAGGCAAAUCUUUAGCAUGUUGAACGACCCACACGUCUCUUGGAUGUACAGCGACAACAUACUCAAGUCAUUGGCAGAGCUUGACCUGCCACCCCCUGUCAAAGUGGAAAUCUUCAGUUGUGAUCCACACAGUCGAGUGAUCUCCCAGCUGCAGUCCUACAUGCUACAGAGGUUCCGAAUGGAGGACUAUGCCCUGAUCUCACUCAACUGUCCAUCACAGAACAUAACACUUCGUGAUCCACAAAACAUGAGAACAAGCUACCAUGUAUUGAGUGUUGUGUCAGAGUAUGAGGUAAUCUUUAGACAACACAAUCCGAAUGUAGUCUUGAACGUUGACACGCACAAGCGUUACCACGACCUUUGCAAGAUCAUUGUGGAGCGAUACAUUCAGCUCAAGGACAAGCCCGUGACAAGCUUGUUUGAUACCUAUCCACAGAGGAUACCCGCCACCCUGCCAUUCAUCCUCUUGUUCACUCACUACUUGGAGUACCUUGUGAGUAUGCCACGCUACCAGAUCUACUCUGUGUUUGGCAAGUUGGCUUCGCUGCGCACCGAGAUCAAGAUAUGGAGGAGGGACUCGGAUCAGUACGCUGAACGCGCCACCAGAUUCAAGGACAUGAUAUAUGCCCGCUGCCAAGUGCUGAUCAAGCAGUGGAAGGAGGAGCACACCGACGAGUACGACACGCUGAACGGCAUCCUGAUCAAUGCCUACCAGGUCAGCAACCUGCCCACCUCCAAAGAGUUGAACAUCAAAUACAACCGCGAGAUGAUGGAGCUGAACAGUCUGAGGAAGCUGGGUGACUGGCUGUCCAAGCAGUUCAGCUUUGGGAUUGAGGGCCUGCACGUCGACACCAACGAGGAGCAGCCAUCCACUCAGAACCAACGUUUGCACAACCUGUUCCUGACGCUUACAUCAGAGACUGGCUUCAAGUUGCGCUCACCCGACACGGUUCACUUCCUCAAGUACUUCCUGUCGACUGAGCACAAUGUCUUCUUUAAGAUCAUCGUCGACUACUACCUCCACAAGCUCAACACCAAGGACAUUGACAAGAUCGCCAACAGCGCCGAGUCGUUUAUGAAUCAGUUGAUCAAGCAGGACGAUAGCAUCCCACUCAAUGAGAUCUUCCGUCGCGUCAUUGCCGCCAAGGACAUCAACUACACCAAGGAGCUGCAGAACGUGUUCCUGUACUUCAACCCCGACGGCAAGGUCGAUGACAAGGACAACCGUUUGAACAACUUCAUCACCAAGGCCACGUCACUCUAUGGCAUUGAGUCCAACAUCAACUUCCUGUUCAACUUCAUCGAGAACAACCUCAACUACGUCUCAGUGACCCAGUUCAAUGAGGUCAAGACCAACAUCAACAAGCAGCUGGCACUAGUGUCCAAGCCCGACAUGACGAUUCGCAAGUCCCAACAGAUCUUCACCGCCAUUACCGAGUUGAUUGGCGGACUCAACUACCAUCAGCUGGCGUACUUCAAGUACAUCAACCCAGAGUUGAUUGAGUUCUUUGCCUCGUUCAAGGAUAUCGUCACCACCAAUCAGAUCAUCACGUCCAACCUCAUCUCUGAUGAGUACAACUCCAGUCUGAUGAACAACACGAUCCAUUCGCACACGCUUCUGUACCCAUUCAUCCGUCGCUACCAAGACGCCAAGGAGGCCAACUUUGUGCUGGAUCACCUCAACUACCCAUCGCUCACUGCCAUGUGUGCCUCCCUCACCAAUCUGAUACCCACCGAUCAUCAUGACCUCGAGACAGCAUUCAAGAAACUCAACUAUGUUGUGGAGAACAUGUCUCAUGUGCGAGGUCUCUACUCGUCUGCUGGAGGCACGUACAACUCCGAGUCGAUCUUGCCCACGGUUGUCAACAUCCUCAAGGGCUCGGAGUACACCUCCAAGAGCUCCAAGAGCGAGGACGGCCUUGUUGGCUGGAAUGUCAAGAUCGUCUCAACAUCGGUCGAGUUCACUCAAGAGAAGAUCGAGGAUUUUGUCCAGGGUCUAAAGAUCAGCUCCACGAGCAACAACGUCGCCAAGGACGACCAGCAUCAAACUGUCGAGGUGUUUGGCAUCAUCGUCAAGCUACUGCGCAGGAUCCAUCAUCUGCACGGUGAGCUGGACCGUGUCUACCAUCCAAACCACUUCAGCGGCUCGCUCCAGUUGCAGUUCUCCAACGACACGCUGGACCUACUGCGAAACACUGUCAAGAGACUGGAGGAUGAUCUCAGCGGCUGGAUCGACUCGAUCAACAAGCUUCCCAGACGUCUCUGGCUGCUCAAGGCGCACGGCAUGUCGUCGCUUAUCUCUGACUAUGAGAACAUCGUCGCCAAGCAUGCUGAUGUGAAGCACAUCCCGCCAACCGCCCUGAUUGAGUUUGUCUAUCCUUAUGUUGCCUAUGUCUUUGGCAACUGUGGCAUCACCAGAGCCACACUUGAGUCGCUCAUACUCCAGGACCACCCAGUCACGUCCAAGGUACCCUACACGCAGUUCUUGACCGAGCUGGUCAGCAUCAUUGAGGAGCACGAGGACUUUGACGAGCCGAGAUCCACCGACAUUGGUCCAAUGCUGGUCCAUCUCGAUACUAAGUCCAGCCUGUACAAUGUUAUAAUGCAGCUCAACAACUUCAUCGCGCCUCACCCUCACCAGCUGUUCUACGCCCACACCUUUGCCAAGGACAUUGAGUACUUCUUCAAGGUGGUGGAGCACAUGCGUGGCUACAUCUUCUUCCUCAUUGGCAUCCCAAGGGAGAAGGACAGACUGAUCCAAUGGCUGUCUGAGCACUACAGCAAUCAGACCAUCAAGAACCUGGCACGGGUCUACAUUGUCUCAACAGAGACCAGUCUGAGCAGCGACCUCUGCGCCUUCCUGCCACAGUACUCUCAGAACUUUGUCAAGGAGUGGCGUGGCUUCAAGGAGACCUGGACCAAGACCAAGGCAUCGUGUGGCAUUGAGUCACUCAACCUUGUGUGUGGCGAUAGUGGCACCGGCAAGUCCUACUUCAUCAAGUCCAAGAAGACUGACAAUGUUCCAUUCAUCACUGUCCCCAUUCAUCCAAGUUUCGACUCCCGAGCACUGAUCAAUCAUCUCACCAACCACAUGAACCAAACUGGCAUUGAUGUCAACAACAACAACAACAAUGCACCAGUAGCUGCUGCACCCAAGAGCCCGGUUUUCAUUGGAGGAAAGAAGAAGUUGGUCGUUCACUUCUCUGUGUCACCCUACUGCGACUUUGACAGCUUCAAUCAGUUCAUAUACCCAUUGAUCACUGCUGGAUUCGUCAUUGGCAGUCGUGUCGGAGAGAUCAUCUAUAUCGCCGACAAGCUGCUGCUCGAGAUCUACGUCGAGUGCGGCUCUCCUUUGCUCGAUGGUCGCAAGUAUGACAACGUAAUGGAGUACGCCCGUGAGACCACACCACUGGUAGUCAACCUGGCCGACCUGGCCGACCACACCAAGGUGCAGUGGCUGAUGACUGCCGUCGAGAGGAAGUGUUUCUCCUACGUCAACAGCAACCCAUAUCAGAAGCCCGCCAUUGAUCUGGCCAAGAAGGUCACCAUGCAGGACUACCUCCAGUACAUCACCACCAAGGUGUUGGUGCCGCUGGGCUACCACACCAAGUUCCUGGUGCGCCCCAACAACCUGCUGCAGCGUCGCUGCUUCAUGAAGCUACUGAACGAGCGUCUGUUGUUCCUCGACGCCUACUUUGACACGUACGCCGAGAUUGGUCUGCAGGAUAUGGUCGACGAUGAGAAGCACACCGACUUCCAGAAGGACUACAUGCAGCCAGCCGAGUUGUACAAGUACUUUGUGCUGGAGGCAGUCAAGUUCUCAGAUCCCGCCUAUUCAAGUGCCGAGACCAUCUGGAACGACCCACCAAUGAUCACCUCGCGACUCAAGCACAACCCCAAGACAGUGGCGGUUGAGUAUCUCGAGUUUGCUCCCAAGCCACAGCUCACUGGACGUGUCAAGUCCACCACACUCAAGGAUGCUUUGGAGAACCCAGGCAAGUUCAGAACGAUCAUUGCCAACAUCUUUGGCAUCCACUCGAGAACUGAGAUCAUCAUCAACCUGUGCCAUCAGUACAACUACGUGCUCACACCAGACUUUGGCAUUCGUCUGUUGAUGCUGCACAACAAGGUCAAGAACCAGAGAUCGCUUGUUCUCACUGGAGACACAGGAGUCGGCAAGACAUUCAUCCUGUUGUUCUACUCACUGCUCAUCAAUGCCAAGAACAACGCAUUGCCAGACAUUCUUGCCAAGAUCCGAGAGGAGAUCAACACUAUCAUCAAGAACAAGCCCGACUUCACUCUCAAGGGCGACUUCCAAGACAAUAAGCUGACGGCCGACUCUUCCACCAUCCAGAUUCUUGAGGCGCUGACACAGCUGGUCGACAGCGAGGUCAACCAAGCAGGCCAGACAGCCAUCUUCAACCGCUUCGAGACCCUCUUGUCCCAAAUGCUCAGAUCAUUCCCUCUGAUUGAGUUCCCCAACACUGGAGUGCUGCAACAGAUCAGGAGGAGGAUAUCCCCACUGAUGUCCACUGUGAUUAACAGGAAGGACCGUCUGUUGGAGGCUGUGAAGGAGAUCUCCAACGCCACAUUCAAGAACAUCUUCCAUCGCAUUAUUAUGCAUCAGAAAUUCUCGGCCAAGGCGUUCAAGUUGCUGGUGCAGGGCUACAUGAAGGAGGCCAGACAACUGCGACAGGACCAACAUCUCAAGAUGGUGAUCUUUAUCGAUGAGUUUAACACCAGUCCUGACGAGACGCUGUCCAUCAUCAACGAGAUCUUUGUCGAUGGCACGCUCGAGGGUGAGGAGAUCCCAGAGAGCAUCUUCUGGAUCGGCGCCAUGAACCCGCCCAAGAAGAUCACAGACCCAUCAUCGGUCGACUACACUGGCCAGCUGACGUCCACCAGCAACCUGGCGUUUGUCGUCCAGCCACCCCCACCCUCCAUGGUCAACCUGUUCCUCAACUAUGGCGAGUUCACCGUUGAGAAUGAGAAGUCGUUCCUCACCACCUUGUUUGGCAUGCGCACUGACAUCUGCAAGGAGCACUCGUCCGAGGUGCUCAGGGACUUCAUCAUCAUUGGCCAGAACGCAUUGCGUCAGGCCAAUCAGUCCCGUACACAUGUCUCCAUCAGAGACAUCAACAGAGUGAUCGAUCUCUAUCAGUUCUUCACACAGACACCAGUGGGCCAGAGCAUCCUCACAUGUGCCAACCCAACGCUCAUGUCCAAGGAGGACCAGAGUGCAGGUUUCGGCCAUUGGCUCGCCAUUGUCUGCUCCAUCGCCUUCACCUACUACAUCAGAGUGCCACCUGGAGUGGUCCGCGUCAAGCUGUUGGAGCUGCUCAACAAGUUCUACGUCAGCAAGGCUGCGCCCAUGGUUGUCCAGCGCUAUCCCAACUUUGAGCGUCUGUUCAAUCACAUCUACACGCAGUUCUGUGACAAGAGACACACUAUCCUACCCGAGGGCAUUGCGCUCACCGAGUCGUUGAAGCUCAACAUCUUCUGCACGGCCAUUUCAAUCAACUGCCGCAUCCCCCUGUGCAUCGUCGGUCCACCAGGUUGCUCCAAGACGCUGAGCUUCACAAUCGUCAUGAACAACAUGAACGCCAACAAGCUGGUCGACAGGAUCAACAACAGCUACGUCUCGCCCUGGUCGCUGAUGACCAAUGCCGAUCCCUUCCGCUACCAAUGCACACCGCACACCACCGAUAUUGAGAUCCACUCGGUGUUUGAGCGUUCUCUCAACCGUCAGAAGACCUACGACAUGUCUGGAGGCAAGAACCGUUGUGUUGUCUUCUUCGAUGAAGCCGGUCUGGUCAAUGAGAACGACUCGCCCAUGAAGAUUAUGCACGACUACCUCGACAAGGUCUCACAAAAGAUCGAGCAGAACAGUGUAGACAUCUCCGUGAUCAUCCUGUCGAACAAGGUGCUGGAUGCAGCCAAGACCAAUCGUAUGCUGCUGUUGUUGCACCCCUCGACUAUCACAGACGACGACCAACGCGCACUUGUCACUGGCUGUCUGUUCAACAACGCCACACUCUCCUCAGUGGAGAAUGACAUGUCCACAGCACUCUGUCGCGCAUUCCUCAAGGCCAACACCUAUGCCAAGAGCACCAAGACAGACCUCUUCCAUCAACGUGACUUUGUCUACUUCCUGCGCCAUCUUGCACGUGGAAUCAAUCGCAACAACGGUGUGUUCAAUGGCGAGGUGUUGCUCAACUCCCUCGAGCGCAACUUUGGCGGUGUUCCACCUGCCCAGUUCAAGCAGCUGGCCACCGAGUUCUUCACCGAGCUUAGCCACAUUGAGCAUCUCAACAUGAAGACUGCUCUCGAGUCUGGCCUGCUCGAGCACAACAACACCAUCACACGUAUCAAGGAGUCGCUUAGCGAGACGCUGGACCCCAAGCAAGAUCCCAACAUCGUGCCAUUCCGAUACAUGAUGCUCAUCGAUCCAUCCGAGAAUGAGUCAUCGCUCAUGAUCCUCAACGAGCUUGGCAUUAAUGUCAGUGUCAUCCGUGUUGGAGGCUUCGAGAACGACUCUACCACCGAAGCACUGGUCAACGUUGUGUCACAGAUCAAGAACGUGAUGGCGUCUGGUGGCACGGUCGUCCUUGUCAACACACAGUUGAUCGAUGCCUGUUUCUACGAUGUGUUCAACAGGUACUUCACCCUGCUGCCCUCAGCCGAUGGCUCAAUCCACUUCAUUGCCAACGUGUCCUUUGGCACACACUCGAUCUUCUGCCCCGUGCACCCCGAGUUCAAGAUCAUCGUUCACUUGCCACUCUCACAGAUGUCAUCAACACAACUUCCAUGGCUCAACCGCUUUGAGAAGUAUCAGUUGUCCAUUGACACCAUGCUCGACUACUAUGUCGAGAACGACGAGCAGCUGAGGAAGUGGACAGACUUUGUCGACAAGAUGAAGAAGUCCGCAUCGCACUUUGUCAACGAGUUCCACAACAAGGUCACGAACAAGUCUCUGCUGUCUGGUUACUCCGAGACCGAGACCAUCCCAUCGCUCGUGUUCUCCAUCGCCAAGGACAUCAAGCGCAAGGGUGUUCCCGUGAUCACACCACAGCGUGUGUCCGACCAGCAGCUGGACAAACAGAACCCCACCGAGGACUUUGAGUUCCGCCAGCUCAACUGGAAGAUCCUGCAGGUGGCCAGACCCGAGAGCAUAUUCAAGUGUCGCUCGCUGCCUCGCUCCUACAUCGAGGAGUACCUGCUGCGCCAGGAGCAUUUUAACAUCCUUCGCUUCCUCAAUCACCUCUUCACAAAGAGGAUCGUGCAGGGCAGCAAGGACAUCUCGAAUAAGUGGACCUUCUUCACCAGGACAUCACUCACACUUCAUCGUCUCAAGGACUCUGAUCACUUGGACAAGUUCCACAAGAUCCUCCUGAACACCAUCUUUGAAGCCAACCCCGACUUGAUGCAGACCAACCUGUUGCGUAUCAUCCAGCUCAACAGCUUCAAGACCAGCCACAAGUGCCACAAGGAGAUCGAGGACUUCAAGCAAUCCAGCCAGCAGAUCUGCAUGAUCAUUGCAGACAUGUCCACGGUCAACCAGCACCAGUUCAACUUCAUCGUUGAGCGUCUGUCCCAGUUUGAUGACUCCAAGCUCAUGAUCAUCAUCUGCCAUUAUCCACCCGAGUUCUCCUUGUCCAACAACACCAAGCUGAACGCCAUCUUCCUCAACAACAUGGAGUUCAUCUAUAUCGACUCGCUGGGCGUCAAGAUCGACUCUCAAAAGAUGGAGCAGGCCGACAACCACGUGGACGUAGACAUCCGCACGUGGCUCGCCAAGGCCUUUGGUCUGCAAGUACACAUUGACCCUGAAUCACUCGAAGAGACCUUCAAGGAGAUGUUCUUUGAGCAUCUCGGCCAGGUUGCCAUGGACGUCGGUCGCCUGAACAUGUUGACUACCAACAUGCAGGAGCGCCAGUUCUAUUUGGAUCCCGCAGCGAGGAAGCAGUUCAUCACCAAGCUGUUUGAGAAGCACCCAACAUGGUACCGCGAGGUCAUCAUCAAGUUCUCCAAGAAGUGGAACGAAAAGUCAUUGUUCAGCAGGAUCAUCAACAACAUCUCCACUCUGAUCCUCUCGGGUAAGAUCGUGCAGUCGUUCCUCGACUCGAUCAAGAACUCCAUGUCGUCGUUCUUCUACCCCAUGGUGUCGCAGAUCUUCAAGCUGCUCACCAACUAUGGCUCGUACGGUGUGAUCUCGCAGAUCACCGUUGAAAACACACUGCUCGUGGACCUGGUCCGUCUGUUCAUCGCCUCUGUCAAGGUGCCCAAGAUCUCGGACGACAUUGAACGCCGCUUCGAGCCCGUCACCCUGUACCUAUCGAUAUACCGCCAAGCGCCCAAGCUGCCUUUGUACGACUCGAUCGCCACAGUCAUCAAGUCGCUCUUUGAGCAGACACUCAACCUCAACCCCGAGCGUGGUGUCGCGCACAUCUUCAAGAAGUUCACCGAGCGCGUCAAUGCACACCCCAUCCGCCAGCUGGUCGCCUACAUCGACAAGUCGAGCGAGUUGUACAACUACUACCAACACGACUACGUCGUUAGGACCAUGCGUUUCACCGACCCCCUCUGGAUGGACUUUGUUGUCACGGUGCUCAAGAACAUCUUCCCGCUCAGCUCCAACUCGAUCCUAUUGUUCACCGUGAGCAAUCACUUCUACUUCAACACGGUGCACUACCUCAAGAGUAUUAGCACUCCAUUGAUGUACCUAGAUUUCGACAUCAACAUCCAGGGCCAGCUCAGCGAGCAGCUCACCAACGAGAACCUGCAGGACACGACCAAGGCCAAGACGGCCAUCACCAUGCUGGCCUUCAAGACAUUGUUCAUGAUUAUCAAGAACAAGAUCGACCUCAACGAUGACGCCCUAAUGGACAAGAUCUCCAACUGGUGCACGGUCGUGCGCGAGAUCCUCAACCAGGUGACCAUUGAACAACUCACAAAGAUGUCCACGCCGCAAGUCCUGCCAUUCACCACGUUUGUGUUUGUCCUGUUCAAGGUUCUGAUGAGCGCGAGCAUUGACAACAAGGAGGACACUAUUCUCCGAGUUGUCAAGCUGAUCAUCAGCUCGUUCAGCAUCGUCACGAUGCAGCCCAAUGACCUGGUCACACGAUUCAUUUCCCAAUUCUCCACGCUCAAUCGCACGCUUGCCAAGGACAAUCUGCCACAGCUCAGCGUCACAUGUCUCAUGGACUGCAUCGAGCCAUUCAUCACACUGUCCAAGGCCAACAUUGAGGCAUUCCUCAAGGUGUGCAACAAUGGAGGCAUCGACGAGUCGAUGGUAAUGCCCAUGGGUUGGUACGCCCAGAUCUUUAAGAAUCUGUUGGACAACAGCUACAACCACAACAAGGAUCGCUUCAACGAGUUAAUGUUGAAGGAGCUGCAGGUCAAGGCCGACGCCAUCACCAACCCCAUCUUCUUUUGCUUCCAGCAAGAGGCCAAGGGUGUGCCCUCUGAAAACAUCCUCAAGUUCCUCGACGUCACACCUGCCGAGUACAUGCAGCACGCACCCAAGAACUGCAACAUGGUCAACUCAUUGUACUUUGUCUGUUUGGAGAUACUGCGCGAGGAGGACAAGGGCAGCAAGCCACCCAAUAUCACUGAUCGCAUUGGAUUGUGGAACAAGCUCAAGACCGAACGCGAUAUCAUGUCCACGAUCAAGAUGUUGGCACUGGCCACACUCUUCCUUGACGUGCUCGCGACGAUGAUCAACAACGAUCAGAUCGCCAAGACCAAGACAUUCUUUGAGAACAACAAACAGUUUGCCGCGAUCAUUAAUGACAUCCUGCUCGUACCAGCCAACCCCGCGCUCAAGGCAAAGAUCGAGAAGCACUACUUCCAGAUGUACGUGCUCAACAAGAUCAAGUCCGAGAAACUUUUGAUUGAGCUACUGAGGUCUGGCGACUUCUUGGACUUAGUGGGCAUGUCCAACUGCUUGGUAGUCCAAGAUCUGUCCAUGAAGGAGUCAUCUCUGUUCCACUUUGUCAUUGACGAUUCCACCGAGGAUGGCAAGUUCUACAACGAUAUCAAGUUGGCGCUGGAGGCCAAGAGCCGACCAAGGAUCGACCAGCUCGUUCAGCAAAGUCGCGGCAACCCGCGCGCCCUUGGUUUCUUCAGGAUGUCAAUGUUCCUGCUCACAUACCAGGCCUACACCGACGAUGCGCCAAUGGACUUUAUCAAAACUCUCGUGCAGCCUGGCAGCACAUUCAAUGCUGCCCUCGAUAACGAGCCAUUCUCCAAGUACUUUAUGAAGAUAGUCAACAAGGACUUUGAUGCGCGUGUCAAGCAUCUCGACGACAUCCUCAUGAAGAAUCCGCAGAAGCCCAAGGAACUCUACGUCAACGCGCAACUGCUCGUCAACUCUCUGGCCGCAGCCAUCGGUGCCGCCGACAACAUGUAUCUCUACCAUCUGGUGCGUGACUUCAAGUUGAUCGCAGGAAAGUUCUACCCCGCGUGCGAGUUCUACUUCCGUGACUGUGGUAUGAUCUACCGUUGGGAGCAGGCUCAAGAGAUGCCCGUCACCUGUAUGAAGGGCAAUAUAGUCUACAAGUAUCUGAUUGCCGCCACCUCCUGGGCCGCCUUCACAUGGACAGUCAGCUUUGGUACGAACGAAGACUACAGGCAUCUCACCGACCCCAGUAUACACUUUGCCAACAAGCUCGAGAACUACCAAAAGACCAAACAAGGUCUCACAGACUAUGUGGGUGCCAGAGCACUGGUAGCCAUCACCGAGAUCAAGCAGACCAAGCAGAUGAGCGAUCUGCUCAUGGAGCCUGGCCACAUCGUCACGGAGAUUCUCUAUGCCGUGUGGAGCGAUUCAUACACGCGUCCACGCCCUGUGAUGAAGUCCCACUUUGCCUCAUCGAGGGAGGUGGAGCUGUACGAGACCUAUCUGAUCGAGAUGAUCAAGCGUGUGUGGGACGACUACCCCAACAUCAAGACCAGGAGAAUUGACGCCAUCGUGUCUAAGUCCAAGGUGCUGCACAGCAUCAUCAGGGUGCGUGGCGAGUACACCAAGCACUUCUUCUCGCCCUUCUACGACUAUGAGUUCAUCCACGACGCGUUGACCAAGGCCAACAGCCCACUGUUGUUGUUCUUCUCGACCAACAUCUCGGUCAUCUGCAUCUCCAAGUACUUUAGCCACCUCGUCCAGUUCCUGCACCUGUUCUUCAAUCACUUUGCCCGUCGUCUGCCCGCUGACUACCAGCAUCAAACCGUACCCAAGUGUAUCGAGUACCUGGCUGCGGGCCACUUUGAGACGGAGGCCACCAUCCUAACGAUUAACACUGCAUGGAAGGACCUCAAGAGCUCAUGGGCUAAGAUCCUUGAGCACCUCAACAUCAUGGAGGGCGGCUGUCGCGAGCGUCCCGCCUACGAGAAGGUGCUGCAAGAGAUCACCGAUGAGAUGCCAUUGUCCAACCUGCUCCACAACAGGGAUCUGGGCGAGGGUCUGAUCAUCAACCUCGUCAACAGUUGGAUGGACAACACACAGUCCAAGGCCAUAAAGCAUCGUGACGAGAUCAAGCCACGACUCAGUCCACUUCUCAGCAAGGUGACCGAAGGCAACACCAACAUGAAUGAGAUCGAUAUCGGUAACAUCACCUUUAGCCCUGGCGAGAACUUCUACUUGGUGGGCUCCAACUACACCGUGGACGACUACAGACGCUUCAUCUACAAGUCCAUCGCACAGUUCCAGACGUUCACACGUGACAAGUUCGUGCCAAUGUUUGACAACAUCGAGUCCAACCUGGCUUACCAGUUUGUCUCGGGCAAGAUCGAGGGAGGCAAGCAGUUACAGCAGUACAUUGUCGACUUCCCAUUCCUUGACAAGACAGCGUCCAAGAAGAUGACAGCUGCUAUCAGCAACAACAAUGAUGUGGAGAUGUCCGAUGCAUCGAUCAAGGCCCCACUGGUACCAUCACUCAUCCCCGAGUCAGUGCGCGAUCUCCUCAACAUUCGUGAGAAACUCGACGACAAGUUCGCUCUUGAUCUUCCAGAUGGCGUGCGCAUCCCCUUGGAGAACAAGUGCAACUCCAAGCUGCACCCCGAGGAGCUGGAGACUCUGUGCCGAUUCUUCACGUCGCUCAUUGCCAGGAUGAUCAACCAUACUCAACAGCUGGGCGAGCAAGACAACAUUAACAAGUCCGUCAUGGAGGUGUGCGCCGGCUUUGGCAUGGACACUCAGUUGCCGCACAAGAUCAACCAGGAUCUGUCCAAGGUGUCUCUGUUCUGUGUCAAGACAAUCUCCCAGCUCGUCGUCAAUGGCUAUCUCAGGUUUGGACAUCUCUACGCCAACACCAUCCCCGAGCCCGCCCUCCAGGACCAGUCGAUCAUUGAACACCUCGAGACCAACAGCGCCAGACUGCUUGAAGAGGCCACCAAGGACAGCUCUACCAUCCUCAACUGGAUCAACCAUCUGCAAGAGGUCAUCCAGAAGCUGUCCUCCAAGGAGAGCAGAGAGAUACUCAAGCAGACUCAGCCAGACUCGUUGCUCAUUGCACACAUCACUCCACUGCUAGGCACCAUUACCAACCCUCCACCAACGACUGCUGCUCCAUUCCAGUCGCUGAUCAGGGACAAGACACCUGUGGCCUACUAUCCCGUGUUGAUGAGGACCAUGCAUGAGAUUCUCUCGAUGCUCAAGCUGCAGAACCAGGACCUGACCAAGGAGACCUACGUGGAGCCCUACCUCCCACAAGAUUAUGUCGUCCCUCAGGCAGAACAAGCAAACUCUCAACAAGCAUCCAUGGAUGACACCAAGAUGGUCUUGGAUGAUGAGGCUGUGAAGGAGUCUGAUGUUGAACCAGCUUUGGAGAAUGAUGAAGAUGAGGAUGAGGAGAUCGUAGACAAGCAAGGUGAUGGUAUGGUUGUUGGAGAUAAUGACAAUGAUAUCCAGGACCAAGACGACACACACCCCGGAGCUGAGGACUUUGGUGAGAUCAAGACUGAAGCCUUGGUCGUUGAUCAGGACCCAAGCGAGAUCAACCUCAGACCUCUCAAGAUCGUACAGGACCACCCCUACAUCCACUGCUUCCUCAACUGGCUCAGAUACAAGCCCGAGUUCAUCUCCACCGUGGUCGAUGACGAAGACAACGAGUACGCUGAGUUGGCCAAAGAGACCCAUCUGUUCCUCCAGGAGUGCCAGAAGAUCUCAGCAGCCGAGAUCGACAUUGGACCACUGUACCGCAAGUUUGUUGACGUCUUUGAGGACACCCCAUCCAUGGGAGAUUUCUUCAUGCAGUUCCUCAAGGUCAUCUCAGGCUUUGACCCUCGCAACAAGGAUCUCAUCAUUGGAAAGACCCAGGCAGUCUGCUCCAACUGUAACCUUCCAUUCAAGAAGGAGACCACCGAGUCUGAGUUCAUCUUUGAGGACCUCAACAAGGGCAAGGAAGAGGACAUCAGUGUCCGUCUCCAGAACAUCUUUAAGCUCAAGAUGAAGAACAAGAGACAGUGUGCAAGAUGCGCAGGAUCAUUCCCACUUGCAACUGCACUGUUGGAGUCUCCUCAAUAUAUCUUUAUAUCAAUCCAGCGAUUCACCAGUCCAGAGGAGAAGACCUACAACAGGAUCAAAUUCGACAACCAAAUUGACAUCUCCAAGAGCUUCAUCACUGACAAGAGCAUCACAUACACCAUUCACUCCAUUGUGUGCCACGAAGAUGAACCAAACAACCCUGAAGGUGGCAGCUACUCGAUCCACAUCAAGAACACCAAUGAGCAGUACAUUAGAUGCACAAACAGGAACACACUGGUCAACAAGGAUGAGUACCAAGAGACACUCGAGACAAACUGUGUGAUGCUUGUCUACUCCAAGGCAUUCGUGGCGUUGGACAAUGAUUCGUUCCUCAAGUGGAUCACCAACUUGGCAGAGAUAGACAAUAUCGAGACCAGAUCGAUGAUUGCCAAGAUCCUUAAUGCGAAUGGCAUUGACACCUUCCGUAUUGCCAUUGCUCUCCACUCUGACCUCAGAGAGAUGCUCCAGCCACAUGUCACACCAGAUACCAUCGACAUCUUCAUUGGACAGCUGGAAAUGGUCAAGAACAAGAACCCAUCACUGUGCAACACCGUCGCUCAAACACUAGAGGACGACCGCUUCCUUGAUUGGGUCAAGACCAUCGGUAUCAACACCAAGUCAGUUGACACUGUCAUUGACAAGCUCUCCACCAAUGAUGUCCGAACAUUCUCUGCUGCCAACACCAUCGACAUCAAGUCUUUUGUGGAAGAGAUAGGUCUUACAUCCACCUGUUCCAAGUUCCUUGCCCUCUCCCUGCAAGACCUUCACAUCAAUCAAUAA
This is a messenger RNA of Acytostelium subglobosum LB1, 17385 nucleotides long. RefSeq lists its product as hypothetical. Gene Ontology annotation, molecular function: ATP hydrolysis activity; cysteine-type deubiquitinase activity; ubiquitin-protein transferase activity. Bases 1 to 17385 code for a protein of 5794 amino acids. The record is from RefSeq and is a predicted model, not a curated record. The transcript is spliced from 7 exons. Gene Ontology annotation, biological process: protein deubiquitination. NCBI's taxonomy places the organism in Eukaryota, Evosea, Eumycetozoa, Acytosteliales, Acytosteliaceae.